Messenger RNA from Ostreobium quekettii, 511 nucleotides. The record is from the annotation of a GenBank genome assembly. Lineage: Eukaryota; Viridiplantae; Chlorophyta; Ulvophyceae; Bryopsidales; Ostreobiaceae.
GAACCCUCGCUGCGGCGGCAUGUGCUCGAUCUGCUUCCGCAACCUCGGCAAGGCCCAGGACAAGCCCGACAAAGACGCCGUGGCCAGCUCCAGCCGCGGCUCCAAGAGCGGCGACCCGGUGGCGGAAGGGGUUGACCUCUCGCCCGCGACUCAACGCCGGCCGGAAGCCGUGCCGGAGGCAGUUCCCAGCGCGGGGCAGAUCGCGCAGCCGCCCAACCAGCACGAGGGCGGCCAUGCGGCCGGUGGGGAGCCGGAUGGCCCGGCGGAUGCGUCGGGCGUGGCGUCUGCCUGCGGCGAGUGCAGCCACCCCAGGAAGCGGCGGUGCACGGCCGACAACUGCAAGAAGCGCGUGGGGAUGAUGGGGUUCAAGUGCCGCUGCGGGGGCGUCUUCUGCGAGGGCCAUCGGUACCCGGAGGCGCACGCCUGCGAGUUCGACCACAAGGCCUCCGAGCGCCAAAAGAUCGCGUCCGAGAACCCCGUCGUGCGCGGCGACAAGCUGGACAAGAUAUGA